AUGCUCGCUCUCCGUCGACUCCCCGCCCGAGGCCUGUCCGGUAUUCGCUGGUCCUCCACGGGCCCAGCGCUGCCGCCCUUGAUGACCCAGCUGAGAACAGACCUGAAAACUGCCAUGCGCGCCAAGGACACCCCGAGACUCAAUGUGGUGCGCGCUCUCAUCUCUGAAACCAACAAUUCUGCCAAAACUACAUCGCCCAUCCAGACCGACCUGCAGCUCUUGUCGCUGGUCCGAAAACGCAUCGCCGCCGCGCGGGACGCCGCCCAGCAAUUCGCCGCCGCGAACCGUCCCGACCUGAAGGAACAAGAAGAGGCGCAGGUGGCUGUCCUGGAGGAGUAUGCCAGUCAAGUCCAAACAAUGAGCACGGACGAAAUCCAGGCAGUGAUUGCUCGGGAGAUCACAACCCUCAAAGAAGCUGGCCAGAAGCUUCAGGUGGGCCUCCUCCUCAAGUCUCUGUUUGCAUCCGGUGGUGCCCUGGAUGGCAAGCCCGCCGAUCGGGGAGAGGUGGCCAAGCUGGCCAAGGAGGCCCUCGCGGCGUGA
This is a messenger RNA of Penicillium lagena, 540 nucleotides long. RefSeq lists its product as uncharacterized. Gene Ontology annotation, cellular component: mitochondrion. Lineage: Eukaryota; Fungi; Ascomycota; Eurotiomycetes; Eurotiales; Aspergillaceae. The transcript has 2 exons. Bases 1 to 540 code for a protein of 179 amino acids. The record is from RefSeq and is a predicted model, not a curated record. Gene Ontology annotation, molecular function: carbon-nitrogen ligase activity, with glutamine as amido-N-donor.